UUUUGGUUACAUACAGUGCAGUAGAGACAAAAGUGAGCAGUCUGGUCUGUUCCUGAAGUGUUUUUACUGAAAUAAACGCUUGAAAAGUCGGAAAUAUGUCGGCGGUUUGUGUUGCUUUGAGUCGAAAUGUUUUGGCUAUUAGGAAUUGUGGCUCUAUGGUGAUGGUGCGGUAUGCACAGACUGCUGCUGCCCCGGCUCCUGAACCCAGGAUCAAGAAGUUCCAGAUUUACCGCUGGGACCCCGACACUGCAGGAGACAAACCACGGAUGCAGACUUAUGAAAUUGACCUCAACAACUGUGGUCCAAUGGUUCUGGAUGCUCUCAUUAAGAUCAAGAAUGAGAUGGACCCUACGCUCACAUUCAGACGCUCCUGCAGAGAGGGUAUUUGCGGCUCAUGUGCAAUGAACAUAAACGGAGGAAACACACUGGCAUGUUUGAACAAAAUUGACAGCAACACAAGCAAACCGACUAAAAUCUACCCACUCCCACACAUGUAUGUGGUCAAAGAUCUGGUGCCUGACAUGAGCAACUUCUAUGCUCAGUACAAAUCCAUUGAGCCCUACCUGAAAAAGAAGGAUGAAACUCAGGAAGGGAAGUCGCAGUAUUUCCAGUCGGUGGAGGACAGACAGAAACUGGACGGUCUGUACGAGUGCAUCCUGUGUGCUUGCUGCAGCACCAGCUGUCCCAGCUACUGGUGGAAUGGAGACAAAUACCUGGGACCUGCUGUCCUCAUGCAGGCGUACCGCUGGAUGAUUGACUCCCGUGAUGAGUUCACUGAGGAGCGUCUGUCGAAGCUUCAGGACCCCUUCUCUCUCUACCGCUGCCACACGAUCAUGAACUGCACUAAAACUUGCCCCAAGGGACUGAAUCCAGGAAAGGCCAUAGCAGAAAUCAAGAAAAUGAUGGCGACUUACAAAGAGAAGAAAGCAGCAGCUUCAUGAAGGCACAAGAUCAACUAAUUAUAUCGUGACCUGAGUUAAGAGGAAGAGGAGAGCCAACAAGGACAAUUUUCUUCAGUCAGCACUUUUUAAGAUUAUCAUGAGUAUUUGAGGAGUGAGUGGGAUCGUAUAAGGGAGAUGGAGAAAGGCUGUAAGACGAGGGUGCUGGACAGAACUGUAAGCUUUAUCAUUUAAAUGACGCAACAUGUUGGACCACAUUUCAGCUGCAUAAUGAAGAUACUAGGCUUUGCUGUAUUUAUUCAUUAACUCAUCAACUUGUACCCAGACUGUAAAUAUUUAAAUAUAUGUUCAUUAAAAAUGUGCUGUGUUGCUUUGAGAUGA
This is a messenger RNA of Labrus mixtus (cuckoo wrasse), 1280 nucleotides long. RefSeq names its product succinate dehydrogenase [ubiquinone] iron-sulfur subunit, mitochondrial. NCBI's taxonomy places the organism in Eukaryota, Metazoa, Chordata, Actinopteri, Labriformes, Labridae. Gene Ontology annotation, molecular function: electron transfer activity; 2 iron, 2 sulfur cluster binding. The record is from RefSeq and is a predicted model, not a curated record. The coding region runs from base 96 to 941 and encodes 281 amino acids. Gene Ontology annotation, biological process: aerobic respiration; respiratory electron transport chain; tricarboxylic acid cycle. Gene Ontology annotation, cellular component: mitochondrial membrane. The transcript has 8 exons.